Eutrema salsugineum is the source of this 510-nucleotide messenger RNA. RefSeq lists its product as uncharacterized. The record is from RefSeq and is a predicted model, not a curated record. Bases 1 to 510 code for a protein of 169 amino acids. The transcript has a single exon. Gene Ontology annotation, molecular function: zinc ion binding. NCBI's taxonomy places the organism in Eukaryota, Viridiplantae, Streptophyta, Magnoliopsida, Brassicales, Brassicaceae.
AUGUCGAAUCAGAGUCAAAGCUCCGGAACAGAAUCAAACGCUUCACAUGGUGGAGGAUUCAAGGGUUAUGUGAAGUGUCACUGUGGGAAGGUGUCUGUGGUGAGAAAGGCUUGGACGGAUGAUAAUCCGGGGAGAAGAUUCUAUGGAUGUGGAGCUGCAAAUUGGAAGUCUUGCAACUUCUUCAGAUGGUUCGAUGCUGAAAAGCCUCAAGGGUGGCAGAAAAACGCUUUGUUGGAAGCUCGCGAUUUGAUUCGGGAGCAAGGAGACGAGUUGAAAAAGCUGCGAGCAAUCGUCGGAGAAGAAGGUAAGGAAAUGGCUUAUGUUGGAGAGAAAAGCGAGACAAGCACCCAGAAUACAGACAUGUUGCUGCAAUUGACUACUGAGAACAAUAAACUGAAGGAAAAACUUGCUUCAAGCCUUGAGAAAGAGAAGCUAUGUCGACAAUUUGUGGUCAUUUCGUGGGUAAGAUUUGUGUGUGUUACUGCGGUAAUUGUCAGUUUAGGGAAGUGA